Molecule: messenger RNA, 32797 nt
Organism: Haliotis rubra (blacklip abalone)
Lineage: Eukaryota; Metazoa; Mollusca; Gastropoda; Lepetellida; Haliotidae
Molecular function (GO): protein binding
Source: RefSeq, a predicted model, not a curated record
GGGUCCGUGCACGCGAAAAUAGGAGACCUCCAACUUACCUGACAGCACUGCAAGCAAGAAGAAGGGAUUACACGAGCGGGGCGUUUCGUAACAAAUUUCGAGAGAGUACUCACACCCGAGAACAUUCGCCAUUUGUCUGGUGGAUGUUAUGUGAAUAUGUUCUGACGACUUACAAGCGCUGGUUCGCUUGAUGAAGAUGUUUUCUGUGAAAAGAGCGCGAAUUAAAUUUGAAGGGGUGAUGAAAACAAACUGCUUUUCGACACAGUUUCUCAGGAUAUGUAUUUUGUGGCUGGUGAUAGAUUGUGCUGCUGGUCAGUGCAACUGCACCGGAGCGACGUGUGACACGACUUGUACUGCUGGUCAGUACCUGGAGAAUGGACAAUGCCUGGAAUGUCCCAUGGGACACUACUGUACCGGGAACACUGACUACAAGGUGGCCUGUGGAGCAGGUAAAUACAGGGGUACAACAGGAGCCACAACACCCACGGACUGCCAGAACUGUGCUUCUGGAGAAAUCAGCGGUGCUGGAGCAUCGGCCUGCACACCAUGUCCUGCAGGCAAGACUUGCAGCGGUGGUGCCAUCACUGGUGACUGUCCGUCUGGGCAGUACGCCCUUGAAGGGGAUGGUACCUGCAAGACUUGUCCUACUGGAAGUAUCUGCCCGACAGUCACCGGUCCGCCGCAGAGCUGUGCCGAGGGAACUGAACCUGAUAGUGCCAAGACAUCAUGCCAAGACUGCACGUCAGGAAACUACAAAGGGGCGUCAGAUUCAUCCUGCAAGACUUGCCCUAAAGGCAGCAAAUGUCCUAGUGCGAAACUGUCUGCACCCAUCACCUGCCCAUCGGGAGAAUACCAGACGGCCACUGGUCGGACUUCCUGUAUCGACUGCCCAGCAGGAAGUGAAUGCUCGGACACAACAAGGGCUACUCAGUGUCCGGCUGGCCAGUAUGCUCCAGCCAAGUCCACGGCCUGCACUUCCUGUCCGAUUGGUAAAUACAGCAGCUCUGCAGGGUCAUCGUCUUGUACGGCAUGUGUUGCGGGUGAGGACUGUGACAAGCGGAAUGCUGCGCCGUCACAGUGCGCUGCUGGAACAUACAACCCGGGGGGGAAUGAUGGAUGUCUGACUUGUAGUGAAGGGACCUACAGCCUGGCUGGGGCUGAUAGUUGCACAUCAUGUGACCCUGGCUAUGACUGUGUUAGUCGCAGCUCCGCCCCGACCCAGUGUGGGAUAGGAACCUUCAACCCUGGCGGGAAUGCUGGGUGCCUGACGUGUGGGGAAGGUACCUACAGUCUAGCUGGAGCAAGCACCUGCAUCUCAUGUGACCCAGGCUAUGAUUGUCUGAAUCGUAACUCUGCCCCCUCCCAAUGUGCAGCAGGGACCUAUAACACUGGUGGCAACACUGGAUGUCUCACAUGUCCUGAAGGUACAUACAGUGUAGCAGGGGCAAGUUCAUGUACUUCCUGUGUGGCUGGUGAGGACUGUGUCAACAGAAACUCCGCCCCGUCCACCUGUGCAGCAGGGACCUACAAUCCCGGGGGUAGCCCUGGCUGUUUAGCAUGUAGUGAAGGUACCUACAGUUUAGCAGGAGCAGGGUCGUGUAUAUCAUGUGACCCAGGCUACGACUGUGCCGUCCGUAACACUGCCCCCUCCAUGUGUGCAGCAGGAACUUUCAACCCCGGGGGCAAUCCUGGCUGUCUCACCUGCCCAGAAGGUUACUAUAGCAACACAGGAGCCAAUAACUGUACCGUCUGCCCUCCUGGCAAGGACUGCAGCAAUCCUGCAGCAACACCUUCAGAUUGUCCUGCUGGGACGUACAGCAGGGAGGGGGAUGCAGCGUGUACAAACUGUGGAGCAGGAAACUACAGCGACACUGGAUCCAGUUCCUGUUCUCCAUGCCCUGAAGGCAAGGACUGCACCAAUUCAGCUCUUCCCUUGGCGUCUCUGCCAGAUUGUCCAGCGGGAACAUACAGCCGACAAGGCGACAUGGGAUGCUUCAACUGUGACUCUGGACACUUCAGUGUGGCUGGAGCUGCUGUGUGUACUGUCUGUCCUGCUGGGAAGAACUGUAGCAGUGCUGUUGGGUCAGCCCCUGUUGAUUGUGCUGAAGGUUACUUUAGUAAUGAAGGAGAUGUGACCUGUUCACCCUGUGAGGCUGGAUACUAUAGUUCUGCAGGGUCUGGAAGCUGUAGCAUCUGUGCUGGUGGUCAGGGUUGUACUGGUAACACUGUGGUUACCUGUACAGCAGGAACCUACAGCAAGGAGGGUGAACCUACCUGUAAAACUUGCCUGUCCGGGUAUUACAGCAAGGCUGCAGCAGCCCAGUGCACAAUAUGUCCAGCAGGAAAUGAUUGCUCUAACCCAGCUGUCUCAGGAAUCAGUCCACCAGAUUGUCCAGCAGGUACAUUCAGUCGAGAGGGCGAUUCGGGAUGUACAUCAUGUCCAACAAGUGACUACAGCACUCCAGGAUCUAGUUCUUGCACAGUUUGUCCAGCAGGAAAAAGCUGCUCAGGAAACACACUUGCCAACUGUGAUGCAGGAACCUAUAGCAAGGAAGGAGAACUAAAUUGCACAGCUUGUUUACUGGGAUAUUACAGCAAGGCUGCAGCAGCCCAGUGCACAAUAUGUCCAGCAGGAAACGAUUGCUCUAACCCAGCUGUCCUAGGACUUAAUCCACCAGAUUGUCCAGCAGGUACAUUCAGCCAAGAAGGAGAUGCAGGCUGCACAUCGUGUGGACCAAGUCACUAUAGCUCAGCAGGCUCUAGCAUCUGUAUCAUCUGCCCAGCUGGUCAAAGUUGUAGUGGAACUGUGGUGACUGAUUGUGUGGCAGGGACAUAUAGCAAGGAAGGGGAGUCCAACUGUACCACUUGCCUGUCCGGGUAUUACAGCAAGACUGCAGCAACCCAGUGCACAAUAUGUCCAGCAGGAAAUGAUUGCUCUAACCCAGCUGUCUCAGGAAUAAAUCCGCCAGAUUGUCCAGCAGGUACAUUUAGUCGAGAGGGCGAUUCGGGAUGUACAUCAUGUCCAACAAGUGACUACAGCACUCCAGGAUCUAGUUCUUGCACAGUUUGUCCAGCAGGAAAAAGCUGCUCAGGAAACACACUUGCCAACUGUGAUGCAGGAACCUAUAGCAAGGAAGGAGAACUAAAUUGCACAGCUUGUUUACUGGGAUAUUACAGCAAGGCUGCAGCAGCCCAGUGCACAAUAUGUCCAGCAGGAAACGAUUGCUCUAACCCAGCUGUCCUAGGACUUAAUCCACCAGAUUGUCCAGCAGGUACAUUCAGCCAAGAAGGAGAUGCAGGCUGCACAUCGUGUGGACCAAGUCACUAUAGCUCAGCAGGCUCUAGCAUCUGUAUCAUCUGCCCAGCUGGUCAAAGUUGUAGUGGAACUGUGGUGACUGAUUGUGUGGCCGGAACAUAUAGCAAGGAAGGGGAGUCCAACUGUACCACUUGCCUGUCCGGGUAUUACAGCAAGGCUGCAGCAACCCAGUGCACAAUAUGUCCAGCAGGAAAUGAUUGCUCUAACCCAGCUGUCUCAGGAAUUAAUCCACCUGGCUGUUUGGCAGGUACAUUCAGUGAGGAAGGGGAUGCAGGCUGUACUUCAUGUUCAUCAGGAUAUUACAGUGCUGCUGGUGCCUCUUCUUGCACCAUCUGUCCAGCUGGCCAAAGCUGUGUUGGAAACACACUCUCAAAUUGCCCAGCGGGAAAACACAGCCAAGAAGGAGAAUCAUCAUGCAGGAACUGCCUCUCAGGCUACUACAGCAGAGCUGCUGCUGGUUUGUGUACAAUAUGUCCAGCGGGUAAAGAUUGUUCUAACCAAGCAGUGACAGGAGCAGGUCCACCAGACUGUCCUGAAGGAAGCUACAGCAAAGAAGGAGAUGCCAGCUGCUCAUCUUGUGGUGCAGACUCCUUCAGCCAAGCAGGAUCAGAAAAUUGUACCCUGUGCCCAGCAGGGAAAGCUUGCAGUGGAGGAUCAGAAAGUGACUGUCAGGCCGGAACAUAUAGCCAGGAGGGAGAAACAGUAUGUAAGCCAUGUCAGUCUGGGUACUACAGCACAGUUGCCUCAUCCAGCUGCAUCAUCUGCCCUGCGGGUCGGAACUGCAGCAAUCCAGCAGUUCUGUCACAGCCUCCAGCUUGUCCAGCAGGAACAUACAGCAGGGAAGGAGAUAAUGGAUGUAAUACCUGUCAAGCUGGUUACCAUAGUGAUGCUGAAGCCUCUGUUUGUAUCAUAUGCCCUGAAGGUAGAGACUGUUCAGAUCCAGCCAUGGCAACAGUUGCCUUGCCAACGUGUGCUGCAGGAACAUUUAGUCGAGAAGGGGAAGCUGCCUGCCAGCCUUGUGCGCCUGGCUAUUACAGCACGGCAGGUGCUGGGACUUGUGUCAUAUGUCCCGCAGGCAGCAACUGCACUGACAUCAACUCCAUCACAACAGCUCCACCAGACUGUGAUGCAGGCUACUACAGCAAAGAGGGAGAUUCAGGAUGUACAAACUGUCCUGCAGGUCACUAUGCCAGCAGCCCGGGGGCGUCAGCCUGUACGGAGUGUGCAGCGGGGUCGUACUGCACCUCGACUGCACAGACUGCAUGUGACAAGGGCAAGUACAGUGCUACAGGUGGCGCCACUGCUUGUCAAACCUGCGCUGUCGGCCUUUACCAAACUUCAACAGGACAAACAUCAUGCACAGACUGCCCAACUGGUAACAAGUGUGUGGACCCAACCGUGGCACCAGAGCCAUGCCAGCAAGGACAAUACCAGGACACAACUGGCUCAAACUCUUGCAAAAAUUGCCCCACUGGCUACCACAACACUGCCACAGGCCAGACCAAGUGCACCAUCUGUCCAGCAGGCUACAAGUGUCCAGACUCCACCGUCAGCCCUGUUACGUGCAGUAACGGAGAGUUUUCGAAUGAAGGGUCGACCGCGUGUCAAUCCUGUCCCCCAGGUCAAGUGUGUGGAGGGACUGGAACACCCACAUCGUGUCAGUCCGGACAGUAUGUUGGUGCCUCUGGGUGUGAGGACUGCCCUGCCGGGUCAGCCUGUCCCUCGCCCAUCACCCCACCACAGGCCUGCCCCUCAGGGACCUACCAGGACGCCAUUAAACAGACCAGCUGCAACACCUGCCCUGAGGGCAAGUCCUGUGUGGAUGUUGCCACCACCCCUGUCGACUGUACUGCUGGAUUCUUCAGCGCAGCUGGGGAGGGAACGUGCACGAGAUGUCCAGAAGGAUACUACAGCGCUGCUGUUGCUGGCUCGUGUAGCGCCUGCCCAGCAGGACAGAUGUGUUUCGAUGGCACCAACUUCAUCACCCCUGUCAACUGUGACCCUGGGGAGUACAGUCGUCUUGCAGAGGCCACGUGCAAAAACUGUGAUGCAGGCACGUACAGCACUGGCGGAUCCUCAGGCUGUUCCUUGUGCCCUGCUGGCAAAUCGUGUUCAGAUCCUAGCCUAACACCAGCUGAUUGUGCCACUGGAUACUACAGUCUGGAGGGCAAGGUGGAGAGCUGCACCAUCUGUCCCGCUGGCCAUGAGUGUGCCAGCAAGUCCGACCCCCCCAUGCUUUGUGCCAUUGGUCAGUAUGCCACCCAGGGCCUGACUGCCUGUCUGGACUGCCCCACUGGUCAGUCCUGCUUGGACCCUGCUGGAGCCCCCAUAAACUGUGUAACUGGCUACUACAGUCCUGCUGGAACAAGCACCUGUCUGCCCUGCUCAGCUGGAUAUGGCUGUGACUCCUCCAAGGAUGUCCUGGAUGCUUGCACCACUGGCUUCUACAGCACAGGGUCCAUGGCCUGUCAGGAAUGUCCAGCAGGGUCCAUGUGCCCCAUGCCAUCAAUUGGACCAAUCGCUUGCCGAAAAGGAUCUUACGCUCUCGCUGGAUCGACAACAUGUACUACCUGUCCAGCUGGUAGCAAGUGUCCUACUACAAACGCUGCCCCUGUGCCAUGUGUGGGUGGGGAAUACAGUCUGAGUAGCUCGGAUGCCUGCACCAAGUGUCCUGCCGGCUAUUCCUGUCCAGCCGGGGCAGGUUCUCCCACAGCCUGUGUGUCUGGAACUUACGCAGUCACAGGCCAGGCAGCAUGUCAAGGUUGUCCAGUUGGGUCAGCUUGUCCAUCAACUACAACAGCAAGCAACCAGUACACGUGUCCUUCUGGAACCUAUUCUCUGGGUAACCAGUCUAGCUGCACAGUGUGCACAGCAGGAUUCUUCUGUCCCGACACCAGUAGCGACACGAGCACCGCCUGCCCCGCGGGCUUCUAUGCCCUCAGUGGUUCUCCUUCCUGCAACCCAUGCGAGGCAGGCUGGCAGUGCCCCACUGCUGAUGCUACCACCAGAGUAAGAUGCACACAGGGAUAUUUCUCAGUAGGAAACGCUACAGCAUGCACAGAGUGUCCCGUCGGUAAAGCUUGUCCAGCCACUGACACCGACCAGUUUGUCACCUGCGGACCUGGGUCAUACUCUAUUGGUAAACAGACUGCAUGCACAUCAUGUCCUGCUGGGUAUGAAUGCCCCAAUACUGACGCUGACACCAAGGUCAAAUGUCAGGAUGGAACGUACAGCGAGGGAGGAAGAGAUGCAUGUGUGGAUUGCGAAGCCGGCUACAUGUGCCCCACCAUCUACGACAGCUACAAGAUUGCCUGUGCUCCAGGAACGUUCGCUGAAGCUAAGAAGAUCGAGUGCACAGCUUGUCCUGCAGGAGAGGAGUGUCCAGAUACCACAGCUCCGGGGACUGCAUGUGUAGAUGGUUACUACAGUUUAGGAAGCCAGCCAUCCUGCACUGUUUGUCCAGCAGGAUUCCAGUGUUCCAACAAAGGCAUUAAACCAGCUAUAUGUCCAGAGGGUCAGUACAGCCCAGAGAAGUCCAUAGCUUGUAGUAACUGCAAAGCAGGAUAUGCUUGUCCUGAAGGUAGUACUCAGGAAGAUCCCCCAAGUGCCAAAUGUAGGCUAGGAUACUACUGUGUUGAUGGAAAGGAAGAACUGCCAUGUGCUAAAGGAAAAUAUGGAGAUGCUUUUGGGUACACUUCUGACACAGACUGUAAACCGUGUCCUCAAGGGUACUAUUGCCCAGAGGGAACUGCAGGACUGCCAUCAUCAAGUCUGAUUUGUCCAAAGGGACACUAUUGCGGUCCUGAAACUGGAGACUAUAAGGAAUUCCCUUGUCCUGCUGGACAAUACUCCAAUAAUCUUGGUAAUGUACAACAAAGCGAGUGCUCUACUUGCCCAGAGGGUCGUUUUUGUCCAGAGGGCACAACAGAUCCAUGGUUUGAUGCCAAUGUCUGCCCAAGGGGGUCCUACUGCCCAUCAGGGACAGGCUCACCUAAUGCAUGUCCAUCUGGGAAGUACACUGCUGAAACAGGCUCCACUGGUUUGGAGUUUUGUAGACAAUGCCCUGCUGGCCACUACUGUGCUGCCGGAACACCAACACCAACUCAGUGUGCACCAGGAACCUUCAACCCGGAUCCUGAACAAGGCGAUAUCAUUAGCUGCAAGGCUUGUACCUCUGGACAGGCAUGUACAGAGUACGGUCUUACUGAACCCAACUCACGAUGCUCUCCUGGCUACUACUGUCCCGGAGGCAAUCACCGUGCCAACCAAUCUGAAUACGCAUGUCCCGCAGGAACGUUCACCAACAAUAACAACCUGACUGCUAUAGAACAGUGUGAGAAAUGUCGUGAAACCGUGGCCUGUCUCAUCGGGACUGGAGGAGUUCAGAAACCUCCUGUUGCAUGUGCUAAAGGUCACUACUGUAAAGAAGGAACUGGAGCUCCGACCCAGUGGCCAUGUGCUGCUGGCACCUGGACCAACUUGACCAACUUAGCUAACCAGGAGGGAUGUUCCCCCUGCCCCAAGGGAUACUACUGUCUACAAGGCUCUGCGGCUCCUACAGGCCUCUGCUCCAAGGGACACUGGUGUCCUGAACGCACAGAAUAUGGGGACCAGCACCCCUGCCAUGCCGGCUCCUACAGUAACAACACCGGCAACAUCAGGUGGGAGCAGUGUGUGGACUGCCCCGAAGGCAACUACUGUCCACAGGCCUCCGUACUGCCAACUUCAUGCCCAGCUGGGUCAUUCCGUGAAGACAAGAAGGGAGAGAAGCUAACAGACUGUGGAGACUGUACAGCUGGUUACUAUUGUCCCGGAUUGGGGAACAUCGAGCCGCUUCCUUGUGAGAAGGGAAAUUACUCAGCCAGCGGUGCCGACUCCUGCACUACAUGUAUGGCAGGGUACUACUGUGACCAGAACGCAACCAGCCUUGCCUUCAUGACCACAGAGAGGAUCUGCCCCGCUGGAGUGGAGUGUCCACCAGGGAUGUCCAAGCAGCCGGAUCUGAUCGUCGACAAAUGCAGGACUGGUCACUACUGUCCAGCAGGAGAUGUCAACCCCUACCCUGUCCCGUGUCCGAAUGGCACCUACAAUCCUGAUUUUGGACGUAAACAAGUGUCUGACUGUGUUCAAUGUACACCUGGGUCGUACUGUAUUCCUGAAGGGUUAUCAGCUCCUGCAGGAGAUUGUCCUGGUGGUUACUACUGUCCAUUAGGAACAGGUCCUCCUGAAUCUUACCCCUGCCCAAUAGGAUUCUACAGAAAUGGGUCAGCCAGAGAGUCGUUCCAGGACUGUACAGAAUGUAUCUCAGGUUUCUAUUGUGACAGGGAAGGUCUGGCAACACCAAUAAGCUGUCCACGAGGAUUCUUCUGCGUCAGUGGAAGCACAUUCCCUCAACCCUGUCCACUAGGUACAUAUGGAAAUUCCACAGAGCUGAGAAGAAGCACGGACUGCACCCCCUGUCCAGGAGGCUACUAUUGUGAUGGCAUCGGUAGAGUGGAACCAACUGAUGUGUGUGAUGCUGGCUUCUACUGCAGAGAAAAAGCUUACACCUCUGCCCCUCCUGAUGGACCUACAGGAGGUGUGUGUCCAGCAGGAGGAUACUGCCCACCUGGAACUGCCUAUCCUGCAUCCUGUCCAGUGGGUAAAUACAGCAAAUCUCCCGGGGCGAAGACCGAGUUUGAUUGUAUACCAUGUGACCCUGGGUUUUACUGUGCAGGCUCCAGUAGUACUGAUGCCUCCCAGAAGUGUGCUGCUGGCUACUACUGCACUGGUGGUUCUGGAAUUGCAACUCAGUUCGACACCCCAGCUGGACAUUACUCCACAGCAGGAGCCUUCAAACCUGAACCAUGUCCAAAGGGUAGCUACCAGAGAGCCAGCCGAUCUGGAGAAUGUGACCUCUGUGCUCAAGGCUACUACUGCAAUGGAACAGGAACGAUUGAACCCAUCCUGUGUCCAAAGGGCUAUUACUGCCCCGAAGGAACAGACUUCCCCAAUCCAUGUCCAAGGGGCACCUUCCUGCCAGACGUAGGCCGAUACCAGGAAGAUCACUGUAACCCAUGCACUCAAGGUGAAGCAUGUGAAUAUGUUGGCCUGGCAGAUCCAAACAUCAAAUGUAUGCCAGGCCACUAUUGUACCCUGGGAUCAAAUAUAUCCACCCCAAUCGGCCUACCAUUUGGAGAUCUGUGUCCACCCGGAUACUUCUGUCCUGAGGGAACAUCAGAGUAUGUGCACAGCCCAUGUCCUAAUGGAACUUACACCAACUAUACAGGGCUCCAGGCAGAGGAGAACUGCACCCUGUGUGACCCUGGCAGAGUCUGCAAUGGCUAUGGUCUCACUGAACCUAAUGGGGUGUGUGCUCCUGGGUACUUCUGCAGGGGUGGAGCUGGCACAGACAAGCCCAGUGAUGGUGGUGCUACAGGGGACCCUUGUCCUAAGGGGAACUACUGCCCAGAAGGAACAGGUGAACCCCUACCCUGCCGCCCGGGGUCCUUCAACAACGUGACAGGGAGAGACACCUGUAUGGACUGCCCGGCCAGCUUCUUCUGCUCAGACGGUGAGAUCCCACUCCGAUGUCCGCCCGGAAGGUACUGCCCAGGAAACACCACCACUGACCAACCUAAGUGUCCCAGAGGAACCUACAACCCAGACUUCGAAAUGGCACAUGUGGAUGACUGUCGACCAUGCAAAGGAGGCUACUUCUGUGAUGCCCUUGGAGCUAAGAACUUUGACUUCAGUGAGAAUGACACAGGCACUGGACCAUGUGCAGCUGGAUACUUCUGCAAACAAGGUGUGAAUGUAAGCACUCCAACUGAUGCAACGACCACUGGCAUUGGAGGGCCAUGUCCUACUGGUUUCUACUGCCCAGAACAGACGGAGGAUCCCAUUGCUUGCCCCAACGGCACCUACAGAGACGCCAUCAUGGGCACCAACCCCACCGACUGCCUGGACUGCAAACUGGGACAGUACUGUGGCUCAACAAACUUGUCCGACUCCUCGGGGCCUUGUUGGCCAGGCUUCUACUGCUAUCGAGGAAACAAUGUUCCAAAUCCUACAGGAGCUGAACCCGAGAAAGGAGGACCGUGCCCUGUGAGCCACUACUGUCCUCCUGGAACAUCCUACCCCUUGGAGUGUCCAGCCGGAACGUACAACAAUGUCACGGGAAGGGAUGUCUGCUUCCAGUGUCCACCGAGCUACUUCUGUCCAGAGAAUAUCACCAACUACGCGCUGUACCCAUGCCCUCAGGGACACUACUGUCCAAAUGGUACAGCGUUCUCCACCCAGUUCCCGUGUCCUAGGGGCUACUUCAGGAACAGCUCCAUGGGACAGUCACAAGAAGACUGUGUGCUGUGUCCUGGGGGGCAGUACUGUGGCACUGAGGGCCUUGCCUACCCGUCAGGUCUUUGUGAUGAAGGGUACUUCUGUGUGCUGGGAGCUUGGUCCAACAGGCCUACCGACUACAACAACUACACCUUCGACGACUGCCUGUGUCCAAGCAAUGCGACUGGAGGGCAGUGUAGGCCAGGAUACUACUGUCCAACCGGCUCUCAGGAACCCACCAUCUGCAGGGAGGGACAAUACUGUACCACACCAGGUCUUGCUGAUGUGACGGGACCAUGUAGAGCAGGCUACUUCUGCGCCGAGGGAGCCACUCGAGACGACCCCACGGAUGGUGUUACGGGAGAUAUCUGUCCAACAGGGCGAUAUUGUGGAACAGGAACAACGACUGACCAGGAGAAGUGUCCUCUGGGAACCUACUCCAACCGGACCGGCAACCAGGCUGCUAGUGACUGCACUCCCUGUACUGAAGGAAUGUAUUGUGGAAGCCUCGGUCUCACAGAACCUACAGGGCCAUGUGACGAAGGGUACUUCUGUCCCCCCGGCCAAAACCUGAGUAACCCGUUCCCCUGCACCACCGGUCACUACUGUCCCCCUGGCAGCGUCCAGCCAACAAACUGCCCCUCUGGGACCUACCAGGACAGCACUGGGCAGGGAAGCUGCAAGGAAUGCGUGGCAGGCUACUACUGUGAUGCUCCCAUGGCACAAACAGAAGCUGGGGAAUGUGAGCAGGGAUAUUACUGUACAGAAGGUGCCAGCUCUCCUACCCCAGAAACAAAUGCCACAGGCCUGUCAGGACCCUGCCCAGAAGGACACUUCUGUCCAGCGAAGACGGUCACUCCUCAGAAAUGUCCCCUUGGAACCUUUAAUCCAAACCAGAAGGCUGUAGAUGUUACAAGCUGUGUUCAGUGUACGUAUGGACAGUACUGUGGGGAGGAGGGUCUUGGAGCACCAUCAGGACCAUGUGAUGAGGGAUUCUUCUGUCUGGAAGGAGCAAAAAACGCCAACAACCCAACUCUGAACUCCUCAGGAGGACCUUGCCCUAUUGGACACUACUGCCCAAAUGGAACCUCCUAUCCUCUUGGGUGUAAUCCAGGAACAUAUAGUCCAUCUACAGGUCUAGCACAGUGUCUGAUUUGUCCAGCAGGAUACCACUGUCCAGAGAAUUCAACUGACUUUUCAGGCACAGAAUGCCCAACUGGACACUAUUGUCCAGAAGGAACGAAGGACCCCUACGAGCACCCAUGUGAGCGAGGGACAUACAACAACUACACCCGGAAGCAGAGUGCGUCUGACUGUAUGACAUGUGAGCCAGGCCACUACUGCGGAAGUCCAGGUCUGACCGUCCCGACAGAUCUGUGUUCUGAAGGCUGGUACUGUGUAAGGGGAGCCUGGACAUCUAAACCCACAGAGAUAGGGAACUACACGGCCAACGACACGUCCUGCACCUGCCCAGCAGACAUCACUGGCGGACAGUGUCAGCCUGGCUACUAUUGUCCCCAAGGAUCCAGUGAACCUCUACCAUGUAAACCAGGUUAUUACUGCGAGACUCCUGGCCUGGCAGAUGCAACAGCACCAUGUACAGCAGGGUAUUACUGCACCCUGGGGGCCAUCCGCCCUGACCCACAGGGAGAUGCUACAGGGGGGACAUGCCCCAAGGGAGCAUACUGCCCUGAAGGAACUGGAGACCCUGUCAAGUGCCCACCAGGGUCCUUCACCAACGCUACAGGAAACACGCAAUUCAGCGAUUGCAGGUUGUGCUCUUCAGGUUUCUACUGUGACAGUUAUGGCCAGGAGAGUCCAACAGACUUGUGCAGUGAGGGUUACUACUGUCCAGAGGGCCAGAACACCAGCACACCCAUCUCCUACAUCUGCACACCCGGCCACUUCUGUGUCAAGGGGAGCAAGAUGGAGGAGGCUUGUGAAUCUGGGAAAUACCAAGAUGAAUUUGGCAAGGCAUCCUGCAAGGACUGCCCUGAAGGGUAUUACUGUGAUGGCACAAUCCAGAAUGACACAACUUGCAGUCAUGGAGUGCAGAACCCAUCGCCCUGCGAGCCAGGCAGCUACUGUCUACCAGGAACCAAGUUUGCCAAGGAGCACAGAUGUCCCAAUGGAACAUACAAUGACAUCUUGUACCUGAAGAAGAUUGAUGAGUGUACCCCAUGUCCUAGUGGGCAGUACUGUGGCCAGGAUGGCCUGUCCUCGCCGUCUGGCUUCUGUGAUGGAGGUUUUUACUGCCUGUCUGGUGCCUCUGUAGCAGCUCCUAUAGAUGGAGUCACAGGGAACAUCUGCCCCAAGGGAGCCUACUGCCCUGUGGGAUCUAAUGCCUCAACACUGUGCCCUCCAGGAACAUACAACCCUGUAGAAGGUCUUGAGUUCCUGCACCAAUGUAAGGGAUGUGAAGGUGGUCAGUACUGCCCAACAUCAGGUAUGGUGGCACCUGCUGGAAACUGUACAGAGGGAUACUACUGCUCAGGCAACUCAAGUUCAGCAACCCCGACCGACAACACCACAGGAAAUGAAUGUCCCGUUGGCCACUACUGUCCAGAAGGAACAGCCUAUCCCAUAGCCUGUGACCCAGGAACAUUCACAGAUGUCACCAAGACGAAAAAAUGCGAACUCUGUACACCUGGUCACUACUGCAUCACUGGUUCAAAUCCCGAUCCAUGUCCAGCCGGGUUCUACUGUCCCGAGGGCACUGGUUAUGUCUGGCAAUCCUGCCCAGCUGGAACCUUCGGCCAGUCAACCAGUCUGUCCACUCUUAGCCAGUGCUCGCAGUGUACUGGUGGAUUCUACUGUGAUGUGGCCAACCUGACUGCUGUGUCUGGACCUUGCGAUGCUGGCUACUAUUGUAAAUAUGGCUCCGAUUCCAAAUCCCCGACUGGUAAUGUCACAGGGGAUGCAGACGUCUGUCCAGUAGGCCACUACUGUGAACAGCAAACACAAGACCCUGUUCCUUGUCCUGCAGGAACCUUCAACAACCAGACCAUGAUCAAGGCUCUCUCUGAAUGCCAGGACUGUUUGCCAGGCUACUUCUGUGAUGUGCCUGGCCUGGAUUACCCAACAGGACUGUGUGAGGAAGGCUUCUACUGUGCUGGUGGCUCUAUCUCCUCCAGGCCGGCCACGGUCACUACCACCGGAGGACCCUGUCCUACUGGGACAUUCUGCAAGGAAGGAUCGAGCCAGCCCACGGACUGUCCUCCUGGGCACUACAAUAUCAAUGAGAUGCAGUCCAACUGCACAGCAUGUCCGGCAGGCUUCUACUGUGAAGCUGGGGCUCCAAACAAAACAAUAUGCCCCAAAGGAUACUAUUGUCCAGCGGCCACAGAAUUCGCACACCAGUUCCCCUGUGGAAACGGAACCUUCAACAAUCAGACCCAGGCCUCUACAUACGAUGCUUGCCAGAUAUGUCCAGUGGGUCACUAUUGUCCAGGAGAAGGCAACGAGGAGCCAGCAGGGCUGUGUGCAGGAGGCUGGUACUGUUCCCUGGGGUCAUGGACCGACAAACCCUCCAUCCUUGGCCUGGACUCAGGCAGUGAUUGCUCCUGCCCAGCGUCUAGCAUAGGAGGAAGGUGCAAUGCUGGUCAGUUCUGUCCCCCUGGGUCGGAGUCCCAGGAGUGCCUGCCUGGUCAUUAUUGUGAUGUCGAUGCCCUGUCCAACGUAACUGGUGAAUGUGAUGCUGGAUACUACUGCAACAUUAGUUCAACUUUGAAGAAUCCUGUGAAUGAGACCUUUGGAGAUAUAUGUCCAAAGGGCCACUAUUGUCCUAGAGCUAGUUCCUCACCUAUAGCAUGCCAAGAAGGAGAGUACAGUGACUGGUUCGGCAAUCACAACAUCAGCAGUUGUCUCCCUUGUACUGCUGGUAUGUACUGUGCUGGUCCUGGUCGGGACCUUCCUAAUGGUGACUGUGACGUAGGUUGGUUCUGCCCCGAAGGAAGCAUUCAGCCACAACCACCAGGAAAUAAAUGUCUUGCAGGUCAUAUGUGCCCACAAGGAAGUGGCGUUCAAACACCUUGUCCAUCAGGACAGUAUCAGCCAGAUCCAGAGAGAGGAGAGUGCUUGAUCUGCCAGGGAGGAACUUACUGUGAUCAGAAUGAGGCUAUCACUGAAGAGCAGAGUGGAGUUGGAGCGCCUUCUCAUGGAGUUGUAACCCCCAAGGUCUGCCCAGCCGGGUUCUACUGCCCCAAUGGCACCAUGACAGCACGACAGAAUCCUUGUCCUUUGGGAACAUACAGCAACACAACAGGUCUUGAGAGUCUUGGAGAAUGCAGGGACUGUCCAGCAGGGUUCUACUGUGAGGCAGAGAACAUCACUGAACCAACGGGGCAGUGUACAGCAGGAUACUACUGUGUUCUGAAAUCCACAUCGCCCACACCUGCACAGUCAGUAUCAGGAGGACCAUGUCCACAAGGAACCCACUGUGUACAAGGAUCAUCAUGGCCAGAACCAUGUCCCAAGGGAACAUUUGGUGAUAGGGACAAGCUCCCAUCUGAAGCUGAUUGUACCAUCUGCCCGCCAGGAGAAUUCUGCUCUCACUCCAGUUUGUCGGCCCCUAAUGGAUCAUGCCUUGCUGGUUACUAUUGUAGUAAUGCAUCAGAGGAAGCUAACCCAGUUGGUCAAGUUUAUGGAGACGAGUGUCCAGCCGGUUACUACUGCCCAGAACACAGCUACCAGCCAACAGCUUGUCCAGCCGGAACCUACCAGCCUCAUGCACGCAGAACCAAUAUGUCUGCUUGUAAUGCCUGUGAUCCAGGGAAGUAUUGCAACACUACCGGACUACCAGCUGUAUCUGGAGACUGCGAUGAAGGCUUUUACUGCACCUUGGGUGCCAGUUCGCCGGCUCCUUAUGAUGGUGUGACGGGCAACAUCUGUCCAGCAGGAUCCUACUGUCCUCUCGGCUCUCCACAACACUUCUUCUGUGCCAAUGGUACCUACACCAAUCACACGGGAGCGGCUGUAUGUUAUGACUGUCCUGAAGGUCAUUACUGUACCAACAGGGACCGAGCUGACCCCUGCCUGCCUGGCUACUACUGUCCAUACAAGACCGGGGCAGACCUUCAGCCUUGUCCAGCUGGCACCUACAACCCAGUUGAGGGGAUGAGCUCAGUCGGGCAGUGCACACAGUGUGAUGGUGGCAAGUUCUGUCAGACUCCUGCUCUGUCGGCUGUCAGUGGAGACUGUGCUGCUGGAUACUACUGCAGACUGGGUGUGGACACUGACAAGCCGUCCAGCAACCACACAGGUGAUGGUGGAGAGUGUCCCCUUGGCUACUACUGUCCAACAGGCACCACGGACCCCCUCUCCUGUCCACCUGGCACUUACAGUGACAGUCCCCUGCAACAGAACUGCACCAUGUGUCCCAAAGGCUACUACUGCCUGGAGAACUCCACCAGCUUCUCAGGUCAGCCAUGUCCAGAGGGCUACUACUGCCCUGCAGGCACGGCCAACCCCUACGAGAAGCCCUGUCCUAAAGGAUCCUACAACCCAGCCAGUGGCAGCGAUGGAGAGGAGGACUGCCUGGUCUGUCCACCUGGACAAUACUGUCAGAUUGAUGGUCUUGCUGCACCUUCUGGCAACUGCACAGCAGGCUGGUAUUGUACUGGAGGAGCCUACAUGGCAGAACCGGUGACAACCAUCAACGCCACCAGCCUCCCAGACUGCACCUGCCCUCUCACCAACUACACUGGUGGCAAGUGCUGGCCAGGCACCUACUGCCCCGAGGGAUCCCCCUACCCUGUGACCUGUGAUGGAGGGAUGUAUUGCAGCCUGUAUGGACUCACACAACCUGAAGGCCUCUGUAAUGCCGGCUACUACUGUAGUGGAGGAGCAGUGAGGCCAGACAUACCCUCCAACAUAUGUCCCACGGGAUUCUAUUGUGAGAAAGGUUCCUCCACACCCAGCCCCUGUCCAGCAGGCACGCUGUCCAACACCAGCGGUAACAUGAACAUCACCGACUGCAUCCUGUGUCCUCCUGGUUACUACUGCGCUGGCACUGCCAACAACUUCAGCACAGGGCCCUGCUCAGCUGGAUUCUACUGUCCUGCUGGCCAAAGCUCCCCUAAUCCUGUGGACUAUAACUGUACAACAGGCCACAAGUGUCCCGAGGGGACAGGCAAGCCAGUGAUGUGUCCCGCAGGGUUCUACCAGGACGAGACCCAGAUGAGCGACUGCAAGGACUGUCCUGCUGGAAAAUACUGUGACCCUGUAGAAGUAGCGAAUUCAACGGGUGACUCUGACAGUGGAGUGACGACUCCUGCCCCCUGUCCCCCAGGGUACUUCUGUCCCCUCAACACGGGGGUGAAGACAUCCAGCCCCUGCCCUACAGGUACAUACAGUAACGAGACUGAACUACAGACAGAUGCUGAGUGCAAGCCCUGCACUGGAGGAUUCUUCUGUGAAAAUCCAGGCUUGACCGAACCAACAGACAUGUGUGACUCUGGCUAUGUGUGUGUCAGUGGUUCCCAGACGGCUCGGCCCACCGAUGGCACCACUGGAGAUGUGUGUGAACUGGGUGCCUACUGCCCCAAGGGAUCUGACCAGGCUGUCAAGUGUCCCGCCGGCACCUUCAGUGACCGCACUGGACUGCAGAACAUCACCCAGUGCCAGGACUGUCCCCCCGGAGACUACUGCAACACUGAAGGCUUAACUCAGCCUGUUGGCAACUGCAGUGCAGGUCACUACUGCCCACUUGGGGCUGUGGAACAGAACCCCAUUGGUCAGACAUAUGGAGACUACUGCACCAGUGGCCACUACUGCCCAUCCGGAACAGGAAGCCCAAUACCCUGCCCAGCUGGAACCUACCUCCCCGACACUGGACACGACUCUGUGGACGACUGUAUUGACUGUCCAGGCGGCAAGUACUGUGAGCGUCAAGGACUCUCCAACUUCACAGGUGACUGUGAUGCUGGCUACUACUGCGAGGCAAAGGCUGUAUCCAACACGCCGACUGAUGGCGUCACCGGCAACAUCUGCCCGGUCGGAACAUACUGUCCAAUAGGAACACAUCUGCCUCUGUCUUGUGAAGAUGGCACGUACAUGAACCACACCAUGGCCAGUGCCUGUGACAUCUGUCCUCCCCGCUACUACUGCGUCAACAAAGACCGCCCAGACCCCUGCCCCAAGGGCCGGUACUGUGAGGGCAACACAGGGUUCAACAUGUCCCUGUGUCCAGCAGGAACCUACAACCCUGUAGAGAUGCUGAUGUCUGAGUCGGAGUGCACAGCGUGUGACCCGGGGCACUACUGUGAUACCCCAGGCCAGGUGAACGUGACCGGCAUGUGCUCCGCAGGCUACUACUGCCAGAGUGGGGUCAACACCGCCGCACCCAGUAACAACAACACAGGAUUUGGAGGAUGGUGCCCUACUGGCCACUACUGUCCUGAGGGUACAGUUGACCUGGGCUGUGCUGCUGGCACCUACACCGAUGUCACCCAUCAGGACACCUGCACCCCCUGCCAGCCAGGAUACUACUGUCUGACCAACUCAUCCACAUACCUCGACACACCAUGUCCAAAAGGUGCAUACUGUCCCAGCGGCACGAAGUCAGCAAGAGAGUUUGAGUGUCCUGCUGGUACCUACAACAAUAGAACAAUGGCUGAUGACAUGUUUGAUUGUCUGCCAUGUCCAGGAGGCAAGUACUGUGCUUGGGAUGGUCUGUCAGAGCCUACAGGGGACUGUGCACCAGGAUGGUUCUGUACUGGUGGAUCCUACACAGACAAACCCUCCCCUGUCGUCAACACCACUGACACAAGCACCUGCCCAAUCUACUCCCUCAACUUCACAGGAGGAAUCUGUACUCCAGGGACCUUCUGCCCUGUCGGCAGUCAGCAGGCACAGCAGUGCAGCCUGGGAAUGUACUGUGAGCUCCAUGCACUGGAGGCUCCCACAGGCAACUGUCAUUCUGGCUACUUCUGUAACGGCAGCGCCAUCGUGCCCGACCUGCCAUGUGCCAAGGGACACUACUGUCCAGAAGGAACUACAGUGCAAGAGGCAUGUCCACCUGGGACUUUCUCAGACCGCGAGGGCAACACCAACCUGACAGACUGCCUCGCCUGUACCGCCGGCCAGUACUGCCAGGAAUAUGGCCGUGCAGUGCCCAAUGGACCAUGUGACGAAGGCUACUUCUGCCCUGAGGGUCAACAGGUGCCCCGCCCAACCAACCUGGCCUGCAGUCCGGGACACUUCUGUCUGCAGGGCAGCUGGAACGAGAGUGGGUGCCCCUCAGGGAGCUACCAACAACACUGGCAGAAGAGUGACUGUGACGUCUGCCCAGCAGGAUCCUACUGCACAGCCAUUGGUGACUAUGAAUAUCUUGAUGACAACGUGACAUCCAGUGGCAACUACUCAGGUCGUUACCGUAGUUACCGAGGAGUUUCCAUACCAACGACCUGUCCACCAGGGUCGUACUGCCCCGAGGGCACGAAGUUCUUGACGGAGUUCCUGUGUCCGGCAGGCAGCUACAGCAACAGGACAGGACUGGCGGACUACACUCAGUGUUCUCCCUGCGAGCCUGGCAGAUACUGUGCUGGGGAAGGUAACACGGAGCCCAGUGGACUGUGUGCCUCAGGCUACUACUGUACCCACGGAGCCUACAAUGCCACGCCCACUGAUGGCUCCACCGGCGACAUCUGCCCACAGGGGCGGUUCUGUGUUAACGGCAGCAUCACAGGGGAGGGAUGUCCGGUGGGGACAUUCAGCAAUAGGACAGGGCUACAGGCCGACACAGACUGCACUGCAUGCUCACCGGGCUACUACUGUGGUCAGACUGGACUCACCCAGGAGUCCGGACACUGCUGGGCAGGCCACUACUGUAGCCUUGGAGCCGAGGAGCCAGCUCCUGUUGGGAAGACUUAUGGGGACUACUGCACAGCUGGACACUACUGUCCUAAUGGAACAUCCACCCCAGAACCCUGUCCCCCUGGAACCUUCCAGUAUGCCACUGGAACAGGCGACAUCGAUGAGUGCACCAAGUGUACUCCAGGUUCCUUCUGUGAGACAUAUGGCUUGGUGAACGUGACAGGGCCUUGUGAUCCAGGCUACUUCUGCACACUGGGAUCAAACACAACAUCACCUGUUGAUGGUGUCAUGGGUGCCAUCUGCCCCGAGGGACACUACUGCGAGGAAGGGUCUCCUGGCCCAACUCCAUGUGGCAAUGGAACCUUCAUGAACCACACUGGUGCCUCUGCCUGCUACAUCUGUCCUGAGGGAUACUACUGUGUCAACCGAGACCGAGCCGACAUCUGUCGCCAGGGAUACUACUGUCCUGAAGGUACUGGAGCUGACCUUCAACCAUGUCCUACAGGAACCUUCGGCAACACAACUGGUCUGUUUGAGGACAGUCAAUGCACACCAUGUACAGGUGGACACUACUGUGCAACCCCAGGAUCUCCCGACGUAGAUGGAGAGUGCCAGGCAGGUUACUACUGUGUGUACGGCGUUGACACGGCAACACCUGCCGAUGGUGGCAGUCACAAGGGGUCUGGAGCCGAAUGUCCAGUGGGCUCCUACUGCCCCAAGGGAUCCGCAAACCCCCUGCCCUGUGCCCCUGGCACCCAUACCAACACACAGAGAAAGGGCUCUUGUGACCAGUGUCCUGGCGGCUACUACUGCCUCAGCAACACCAGCGAUGCCACGGCGUUCCCCUGCCCCACGGGUCACUACUGUCCCCCGGGGACCGAGUACAGCACCCAGUACAAAUGUCAGGCAGGCACCUACAACCCGCUCACCACCAUGGACAGCUCUGGCGCCUGUCUGAUGUGCACCCCUGGCCUGUACUGUGAGGGUGAAGGGCUGGAGACACCAUCUGGCAACUGUAGUGAAGGCUGGUUCUGCUCAGGCGGUGCUGUCGAGUCCAAGCCAGUCACAAUCGGUAACUUCUCCAGUAUUGACAUGUGCCCAUGCCCCUCGUACAAUUACACCGGAGGCAAGUGCCAGCCGGGCACCUACUGUCCCCUCGGAUCUUCCAUACCUGUCAGUUGUGAGGCGGGAUGGUACUGUGAUAGCUACGAACUACCAGCCCCGAAAGCCAAGUGCGAUCCUGGCUACUUCUGUCCGACCGGCCAGAGUGUGGCCAACCCUGUUGACUUCGUGUGUUGGGCAGGCCACUACUGUGUUGAGGGGUCCCCAACCUCUGUACCAUGCCCCAUAGGACACUUCUCCAACUCCACCGGCAACAUCAACGUCACUGACUGCAAAGCCUGUACACCAGGCUUCUACUGUGACGGUACAGGCCUGGUUAAGGAGACCGGCCUGUGUGGGGCAGGCUACUACUGCCCUGAGGGUCAGACCACGAUGACCCCCCAUAGCCACAUGUGUCCUAAGGGCAUGUACUGCCCUGAAGGUAGUGCCCUCCCCAUCAGAUGUGAAAGAGGAACUUACCAGCCUUUUGAAGGGGAGCCAACGUGUGAGCCGUGCCCUUCCAGGAGUUACUGUGACCCUGGCAACUCCACCGUGGGCAUCAUCGACCCCGUUCCAUGUCCAGCUGGUUACUACUGCCCCACCGGGACCAAGUACAUGCAUGAGUUCCCCUGUCCCCCGGGAACCUACAGUCCCUUCGGGGACCUGGAGUCUCAGGGUGAAUGUACGAGCUGCGAGUUUGGCAAGUACUGUAAAACUCCUGGCCUGACUGAUGUGGAAGGCGACUGUCUGGCUGGAUAUUUCUGUGACCAAGGUGCCAACACCUCCACUCCCACUGACGGCAUCACUGGAGAUAUCUGCCCCAAGGGCAAGUACUGCCCUGUGGGUUCUGUUGAUGGUGACCCAUGCCCAGUGGGUACCUACAACAACCUGACCGGUCUGCGAGCAGCCAAUGAAUGUAUUCCAUGUGACCCAGGCCAGUACUGCCCCUCACCCGGGCUCAUCGUGCCCUAUGCCUACUGCACUGCAGGACACUACUGCGAAUACGGCUCCAAUGAACCCUCUCCCAGGAGUCAGUCCUAUGGCUACAACUGCCCAACUGGACACUACUGUCCUGAGGGAAUCACGGCUCCAGUGCCAUGUCCACAAGGAACAUACCAGCCUUCAGAAGGCAAACAGUCUGCAACCUCCUGUGUGGAUUGUGACGCGGGCAAGUACUGUCUGGAAGAAGGUAACAACACCGUCACCGGCGACUGCAUGGCAGGCUACUACUGCAUCAGAGGAGCCAAGUCUCCAAAUCCAACAGAUGGAACAACAGGAGCCAUCUGCACUGUCGGUCACUACUGCCCCAUUGGAUCUCACAUCCCCAUACAGUGUCCACCAGCCUUCUUCAUGAACCGCACCGGAGCAGCCGAGUGUGACCCCUGCCCCGAGGGCUACUACUGCACCGACGGGGCCAAGGCUGAACCCUGUCCGCAGGGCUACUACUGUCCCCAGGGGUCGGGCAGCAACUACAAGUCUUGUCCUGUGGGGACAUUUGGGGGCAGCGAGAGACUGAGCAAUGGGUCCCAGUGCACCCCCUGUACGGGUGGAUUCUACUGUGACAGUGAACACCUCACUGCCCCAUCCGGGCCAUGUAUCGCGGGAUACUAUUGUGUCACAGGUGUGAAUGUGGAGUCCCCCAGUAGCAGCGUGACCCACACAGGCGAGGGUGAUGUGUGCCCACCUGGCUUCGAGUGCCCCCUCAACUCCACCUACCCUGUGCCUUGCUUGCCAGGAACCUACUCCCCCAGUCAGGCUGUGCCAAGUUGUCUCCCCUGCCCAGCAGGGUCCUACUGCCUGAAUGAGACGGUGACCCCCAUCACCUGCCCAAUGGGCCACUACUGUACCGAGGGAACCAGCUUUGAUGUGGAGCAUCCAUGUCCAAAAGGAACUUACUACAAUGCUACAGGUGCAAAGGCUAAGAGUGACUGUCUGGACUGUCCGCCAGGAGAGUACUGUGAAGGCCUGGGUAACAUCAUACCAUCUGGACUGUGUGACCCUGGCUUCUUCUGUGCUGGGAAGUCCUUCCAGAUCCGCCCAUACGACCUCGGUAACCUCACCAAUGCAGGGGGAUCCAGCAGUGGCCUGUACUCCAAUGACACCUGUGCCCCCAUGUGGGACUGUGUAUGUCCUGACUUCGAGCUGACCAGUGGCGGUAUCUGCCCCAUGGGCUACUUCUGCCCACAAGGAACAUACAAGCCUCAGGCCUGCACCCCGGGCAUGUACUGCGAAACUCCAGGGCUGCCACUCCCAACAGGCAACUGCAGUGCAGGGUACUACUGUAAUGGCACCAGCGCCGUCCCCAACCAGUAUGUGUGUCCGGAGGGCAGCUACUGCAUUGUGGGAACUUCCGUCCCUGAACCAUGCCCUGCCGGAACAUUUGCCAACAAGACCGGAACAUCCAUGGUGGAGGAGUGCCUCAACUGCACAGGAGGCAUGUUCUGUCAAGGUCCUGGAGACAUCCGCCCAACUGACUUGUGUGACCCUGGUUUCUACUGCCCUGAGAGCCAGACCUCUCCUACCCCCUCUGACCUGGUGUGUUGGAAGGGUCACUAUUGUGAGCAGGGAUCAGCCAUUCCCACCAUGUGCCCUGGGGGGUCCUACCAACCCAGCUAUGGAGCAAGCACCUGUCUGCCCUGCCCUGAGGGAUUCUUCUGUAACAUGGCAACUGGGAAUGUCACCUACAUUGAUGGACACCCUGCAGUGUUCCCUGCUCCCUGUCCCCGUGGCUUCUACUGUCCCGAGGCAACUGACGCCUCCCAGACAUUCCCCUGCCCAAUCGGGACGUCCGGCCCACACGAGUACUACAGCAACGAAGGCAACUGCACCGAGUGCACCUCCGGCUUCUACUGUGAGAGGACCGGCCUGUCCACACCAACUGGAGAGUGUUACGCUGGAUAUUACUGCACAGGAGGGGCGUCUUCACCAACCCCCAUCUAUGAUAAGAUUGAUGAAAGCCAGGUUGCCAACUUCACUGGCAAUGAUGUCUGCCCAGUAGGGUACUUCUGUACCAAUGGCACUAGCUACCCCCAGCCCUGUCCCCUGGGGACGUUCUCCACCCAGAAGGAGGUGACUGGCCCUGAGGGAUGUGAGAAUUGCUGGCCUGGCAGAUACUGCAACCAGAAGGCCUAUGUCAUCAGCUCCGAGGCUCCGAAAUGCCAUGCAGGCUUCAUCUGUAUUGGCGGUAGCACCAUCCCGGAGCCAACGGAUGGUAUCCAGGGUUACGUGUGUCCAGCAGGCUUCUACUGUGAGGAGGGAGCUAUCACUGAAGUGGGUUGUUCUAUCGGAAGUUUCCAGCCCAGCGAGGGUCAGCACAACUGUACCCUGUGUCCAGCUGGUCAGAUGUGUCCUCGCAGCAAUAUGUCAGUCAGUGAGCCGUGCAAGAUGGGUGAGUAUUGUCUCAGUGCUUGUGAUCCCUGGAUUCCCGUGUCCCCAGGGACAUACAACAACAAAACAGAGAUGUUUGACGAGUCUCACUGCAUUGACUGUCCACCGGGACACUACUGUGCUGGCAACGGCAAUAUAGACCCAUCAGGUGAGUGUGAAGCUGGGUACUUCUGUGAGGGCGGUGCCAACAGCAGCGUGCCCACACCUACGCCGACCUACCAGAACAACGGGGUGUGUCCAGCAGGCCACUAUUGCCCCCAGGGCACCACCAUGAGGAUCCGCUGUCCAGCAGGAACCAUCAGGAACACUACAGGUCAGUCACAGCUGUGGUGGCGCGCUGCCUCCGACUGCCGACCCUGCCCAGGAGGCUUCUACUGUGAGUCCGAGGGACAGACUGAAGUCUCCGGCAUCUGUGCCACAGGCUACUACUGCCCAUCAAAUGACACCACCCUGGUGCCAGACCCCACCAACUUCGUGUGUCCAGUCGGCUACUUCUGUCCUGCAGGAUCUGCAGCUCCAACCCCCUGCCCAGCUGGUCAGUAUCAGCUGAACCAAGGAAUGGACUUCUGUGACCCAUGUCCAGCUGGGUCCUACUGUCAGAGCUCGGUGUCCGGUGAACGCAAGGACUGUCCUGAAUACCACUACUGUCCAGAAGGCACUGCAUACCCAAUACCUUGUGGCAAUGGCACCUUCACCUACGACAACAUGACCAAACUAAGGUCACAGAGUGACUGUCUGGCAUGUGAAACAGGACAAUAUUGCAGGAAUGGACAGCUCUAUGGCAACUGUACAGCAGGCUAUUAUUGCAAGUCUGGUUCCCCUAAAACCAUGCCCAACGAAACUCUGGACUAUGAUGCCUGUGUGUCCGAUGAUCCUUGUGCUGGCUUCUGUCCACGGGGGUUCUACUGCCUUGAGGGGACGCUGUACCCAACGCCAUGCCCAGCAGACACCUACAGAGACACUGUUGGUGCUGCCCAGGAGAGUGAUUGCGCACCUUGUCCUGCUGGCUUCCUGUGUCCUGAAGGUUCUGCUGACCCAGAUCCAUGCCCCAUUGGCUUCUACUGCACCCUGGGUAAUGGAACAACACCCUGUCCUCGCCUCACUUUCCGCAACAUCACAGGGGCCAAGGUCAUCACCGAGUGUUUCCCAUGUCCAGCCGGCUUCUGGUGCAACCAUACAGGUAUGGCUGAUUAUUCCGACUACCUUUGUCCACCUGGUUUCUUCUGUCUGGAAGGAGAUGAGCCUCGUCUGUGUCCUGCUGGCCGGAUGAAGGCCCUGCCAGGUGUUGAUGCUCCUGAGAACUGCGACCAGUGCCGAUCAGGCUACUAUUGCCCGAAUGACACAGCCAACACGAUGGGCAUCCCUUGCAGGGAGACGUACGAAUGUCCAGAGGGAGCUUCUAUUGAGAUCGACUGCCGACCUGGUCACUAUUGUAAUGGAACAACUGGAUUGCCUCCCUUGUGUUGGCCUGGUUUCUACUGUCCAGCCGGAACAGAUACCCCGAUUCUGUGCGAGUAUCCAUUCUACUGCCCCGAGGGAAGCAACAUGACUUUAACAUGUCCUCUUGGGCACAUGGCAGAGAUUCACUCAGGAAUCAGAUACGACUAUUCCCGAUCUUGUCGCAUCUGUCCCGCAGGUUACUAUGGCAACUAUACGGACAGACGGCAGUGUGACCUGUGUCCAGGCGGCUACUACUGCCCAAUGGGAACCGGCCAUGGCACAAGCAAUCCCUGCCCAAUAGGAUCAUACUGCCCACCAGGAUCAGCUCAACCCACCCAAUGUCCAGUAGGAAUGUACGGCAAGCUGGCAAGAGCAGAUGAGUAUGGUGACUGCUUUCCUUGCCCUGUAAACACCUACAACAAUAUCCUGGGUCAGAAGGCGUGUCGACCUUGUGGUAGUUCCUCCACAGCUCCUAUGGGCAGUGCUGAAUGUAUUUGUAACGGCUUGUACAGAUCCUUCCAGGAGUCGGAUGGGUCCUGUACGUGUCUCUCUGGCUUCAUCUACUACGAUGAAGUUGACAUGCAAAACUCUCUGAGCAAUAGUAACGAGGACUGUCAGCAGAUUGUCGAUGUCCGGUGCUCCCAGUACGAGACCCGUCAUGCCAGUACUAGAGGGUGCGUGAUUCCGGAAUCAUAUGACUGCAGCGCAGCCUGUCCUGACAGUAAUGGCGCUUUCGAUGUAGACCUGGGAAGAUGCCAGUGUAACGUGUACACUGAUUCAGACGAGAUCUGUAACCAGCAGUGUCGCCAGUCAGAAGCUCCAGUCAUCACUGGGGAACUCACGGCAGACGGCUUCAUUCAAGUGACUGUUGUUGAUCCCUUGUCUGGAAAUGUCACCAUCACGGCUCUUCGUGACACAUAUGGGCCCCUGGAAACAAGUGUUGGGCCAAAGACUAUAAUUGUUGCAACCAUGUUCUCCGACCGAGUGACGGCCACGUUGUUCAGGGACGCAUCGGAGGCUGCAGAUCUGUUCAAAACACCACAAGAGGUGCUUGCUGGCAUUAUUUCCGGCAGAAGACGUCUCCUAGCAACUAUUGUCCCAACCAAUCAGAUCCCUAACCCAGCAAUCUGUCUGGAACUGGAUGACAUGGUGAUGUUUAAGAUCUGGCUGAAUGACACUGACCGCACCAAGAGCCACUACCCAGUGUACCAGAAAGACCAUCUCUCCAACACUAACCCGACCUUUGACUACGGUGCCUUCACGCAGAUGGCCAGUUUGGUCACCAACACUAAUGUCACGGUCACUACUUUCGCCCAUGUCUUCACCGAGGCUGGAGUAUUUGUGUUCCGUGACUCACAGGAGCCAGACAGUGAGAUUAUCAUAACCGUUAAAGCUGCUGGCACCACCUGUCCCAACGGCGUGUCUCGUAUCCUGCCAUCGACGCCAGCCAACAUCGCCGCUAUGGGAGUGUACAAGCAGAGUGUUGCCAACGAGGCACCCGACUGGGGACUUAUUAUCGGUCUAAUCGCAUUUUUCGGAGCAUGUGUGGUGCUCCUGAUUGUGGCUGUGUUGGUGUGGAAACCAAGGGACUCGAUUAUCUAUCCCAUGAAACACUGGAAGCCUAAAUAUCGCAGCUUGGGAGCACCACCUCCCGUGCCAUCUUAUAUGCGAUAUGAUGUGGACCACUGGCCAGAGAAAUGUGGUGGUGGUCAUCUUGGACCUCGACCAAAUGGAGAUGGAGCUGAAGCUUCAUCAGCAUCUUCAAUGGAUUUCCACAAAGACCAAGAACUGGAAGACUUUAAUGUGCGGGUUCUGUACGACAAGCUGGAGGACCAGAACCUUCAUAUGGCAUCACAGUUGGCACGACAACAAGAGGACCUGCGAGGAUUCUACAGCCGAAUCUGUGCCCAGAAUGAUGAACUGAAAAAACUUCUGAACAACCUUGACCCUGACAAACUGGCUGAUCUUGAACGACGCCAACAGAAUCGUGGCAAAAUGGAGAGAGAAGGCCUACAGCAAGGUGCUAGUGAUGGCCCCACAGUGGUCAAUGCUAAUGUCAACAUGGGAGGCCACAACAAAUACAGAUUUGGCCAGACACGUGAGUCUGAGCUGAUGGCAGCGCUGCAGUUACUGUUGGACAAGCUGAACUCCGGCAACAUUCCGAUGUCACGGGAGAUGUGGGAGAAGAUGCAGCGAGGGGAGGCGGGCGACUCCACCUCCAAGUUCAACAUCAACAGAACAGGAGGAGCACAGACGACACAGGAUCAGGCGGAAUUGCUUCGGCGCCAGAAUGGAGAGAAGAUGGAACUGGAGCGUGACCUUGAGAAGGAUGAGAAGGAAGCUCUGGAUGGUGUUCUGCAGGACCAGGAUGCCAAGAGACGUGGCAUCAUGGAUGGCCUGGGCCAGGCGCUGGCUGUCAAGUUGCAGGGUGACCUGAAGGACUCAGAGGUCAAGGACAUCUUGUCAAAGCAUGAUCACGACCUUGAGGUUGCACUUGCUGCCCACAACAAGGAGAAGGACAGAUACUUGGAUGGUCUGCGGCAUAAACUUGCAGAACGGCGUAAACAAAGGGAGAGCAUGCUCCGAGAAAAACAUCAGAGGGAGGCAGAGCAAGCUGGUUUGCCCAAGCCUGUAGUUGGUGCAGAUGACCUUGACAUUAAACUGAAGACAGAACAGGAGUUGAUGAACACGCUGCAUUCAGAGGAGAUGGCUGGAUCAGCCAAGUCUGAGUCAGAUGCUGUGCCGGCCAUCUCUGACAUUCAUCGAAAGAAGAUGUCAAAGGGAAUUAAACAAAAACUUAAAUCGCUGGGUGAUGAGAAGCUGGUGCAGGAGGAGCUAGUUGACCGUCUGCUGCAGUCCCAGCUUCAGCAGGAGGCAGAACUGCAGCAGAAGAUGAGGAACCGGCAACAGCAGCAAAUGGAAGCCACUCGUAGGAAGAUGGCAGACCGGCGCCGACAGAGACUAAACAAUCUGAGAGACAAACAAGAGAAGGAAAUGGCAGAGUUGUCGACCAAGGUGAUCCAAGAUGGUAACCCAGAGCAACUGGACCGACUGAAGAAAUCCCUAGAUGAUCAGCAUCGUCAGGAGCGUGAGGCUGCGGAGGCCGAACUGGAUGCCCAGGAGAAUGAGCAGAUCAGACAAGCUACUCUAGCCAUAGAUGAAGACCACACAGUUUCACUCAAAGACAUUCACAGAGACAUUUUGAAACAGAUCAACAAGCAGACAUUGCCUGGUCAGGAGCUGGCUGUCCAGAGGAUGUUGGAGGACUACAAGCAAGAACUGUCAUCUCUGGAUGCUGAGAUGACCAGUGAGAAGAACAGGCAGCUCAGUGAUUUGCAGGGGAAAAUAGCUGCACGUCGUGCUCGUCGAUUGAGGGAUGCACAGCGAAGGAUGGAGGAGAGAGCAGCUCAGAAGUUUGUAGAGGAGCAGACUCUCCAGAUGAAGCAAGCGGGCUCUGGGACAGGAGAAAUGCCUGGAGCGGACCUCCAUCACAUGCCAGAAGUCAAGUAUGGAGAGUCCAUCCAGGAACAGGCACUCAAGAAGGAACAGCAACGUGCCAAGGAGGAGCUGCGGAAACGGCAAAAGCAGGAUCGUGAGCAGCUGGCAAACAAGCUGGAGCAGGAGGCAACAGGCCAGGAACAGGACCUGAGAAACAGCCUUGACAUGGAGAGGGAGAAGAUCCUCCGUGAGAGAAAGAACAAGUUGGCAGCCGAGGCAGCUGCUCGGUCCGACCUGAGCCAAGAACAGCUUGCUGCACUGCUGGCCUCACACCAACAGGAGUUGGAUGACCUGGCAGACCGUCUGGACACAGAGCGCGACCGCCAACAGCUUGCAAUGAGGGAGAAGAUGGCGCACAGACGUAAGCGUAAGAUGGAUCAGCUGAGACGCAAACAGGAGGCCGAGAUGACACAGGAGAUGCUGGAACAGAAGAAGGAAGUGGAUGAGAUCAAACUGAAACAGGCAAAGGCUGUUGAGCAGAAGGCAAUCGAGGAGGGAAUCCGACAGAAUGGCCAGGAGGACAGUGACAAGGUCAUCAAGGCUGUUCUAGCCAACAGACAUGCUCAGGAGCUGCGUGACUUGGAGAGUCAGUUUGCGGCCCAGAAGAAGGUGAUAGUUGAUGGAGCUCUGAGCAAGCUACACGACAAGUACGACAAUGAGAGGGAUGUCAUGUUGAAACGACACCAGGACGAGCUCAAUGAGCUUCAGAAUCAAGGUCUGGGCCCCCAGGAGCUACAGGACCGUCGAGCUGAUCUACUGAAUCGCCAACAGAUGGAGUUGUCUGACCUUGACCGCCGAUUGGCCGCAGAUGAGAAAGAGAUUGAACGUGGAGCUCUUGCUGACUGGGAGGUUCAGUUUGCUCGGGCACAGCUUGAACUGAAGGAGAAGCACUACAAGGAGUUUGCUGAGGCCUUGAAGAGAUACUCCCCAGAGAAUGAGGAUGCAGGUCAGGCUGAGAUGGCUGCUGAGGAGCUGGAGGAAGUGAAACAGAGGCUGGAUGAGCAGCGAAGGGAACAAGAGGAACGUCUCAAGAAGGAGCAGAAGGAGUUUGAGAAAGCAGAGAAGAAGCGACUGGAUUCUGAAAUGGAGGAGUAUGCUCGACAGCUGGAGGAGGAUACAAAGCGAGACAAGGAGAAACAUGAGAAGAACAUCCAAUCCCUCAACAAGAGGAAAGAUGAUCUGGUGAAAGAACGCAAGCAGAAGAUGCAGGAGGAGCUGGAACGUCUGAAGACCGAAGGCGCCAGCAAGAGUGAGCAAGAACGUAUCAUGCAGCAGCAUGAUAGGGACCUGCAGUCUCUCCUCAACAAGAUGGAGGCAGACAGACUGAGGAUGAACACCAGCCUCCAGGAGAGGAUCAGGAAGAGGAAAGAGGAGAAGCUGAAGAAGAAGCAGGAGGAGGUGAAGGACAAUCUCCGCGAGGAGAAGCUCGACCUUGAGUCCCGACAGAGGAGUGAAAGGGACAGACUCAAGGCUGAUGAAAUGCUUACUCUGCAAGAGACACUGAACAUCGACCUGUUGAGCAGACAGGACCCAGUGGGUAGUUCCGCACCAGCUCCACAGGAAGUCACCCCUCUGACCUCUGCCCCUGCUAGCCAGCCUGAGGCACUUCCUGAAACAUACAACAUGGCUGCACCCCUGAAUGAGGCUGAGUUGAUGAGUCUGCUGAUGGCGUCGCCGCUGUACAAGAAGCUGGAAUCCAUGAAGCAAACCCUGGCUAAUGGCGCUAACUCCUCCACACCAACUGCAGGAGACUCCUCCUUGGAUUCGAGAGAUGCAGACUGGGCGAAUGACAAGGAACUACAACCAGUUGACCUGAACAAGGUCACCUCAAGGUCUUUCAUUGUGUACAAGUUCGGCUGCUUCAUAGCUGACCUAGUAGGUCGCCAUUGUCAUCAUGCUCCAGUCACCAUCCUGCUGGCGGACAAGAUCCCAGCCAAUGAACAUCUCACUGGAAACCUAUACCGCAACUCAUUCCACUUCGAUGCCAACAACCGUAUUCUGUACCUUCGCUCAGCCCGUCUGGACUCUGUGGGAGAGUUUGUCUUGGUGAUGGUGCACUGUCUUGCCCAUAUCAAGUCAGGUGACCUACGAGAUGAUGCUAAUCCAGCGUUCGUGAAGGAAUACCAACGGGCUCUCACUGUCAUAUGUGACGACCUGUUCUUUGCCCGCUUCAACCGAUCAUCCUCUGCUCUGUCCAAGCCCAACGCCAGCAGUGACCAGGCUGCAGAAAAGCUGCUUCAGAACCUGUUCAACAACCACCACAAUGAGGAUGGCAAGUCCAGGGUUGUGGAGGAUCUCCUGGAUGUGAAGCUUCUCCCCACUGUAGACUCCCAGGGUUUGCGGUUCACACAGGACAGGAUUGAAGACAGACUUUCCAAGUAUUCGAACUUUUCGAUGACAAACAAGCUGCAAAGCAUGCUGGGAGGUGUGAGUGACAAGAUGGUCCAGGCAGAAGCCCAAGGAGCCACCCCAGCAGUCAACAGAAGGAUCGGGGAACUCAGCCAGAAGUACUCCACCACUGGCACAACAGUGCUGACUAGGCAUGUUCCGCCAAGCUUCGUGGUGGCCAACAUGACAGGCACUGCCCUCUACAAUACAGUCUUCAAUAGCAUUGGCAAUCAAGGGGAGACUACUUCUACCACGGAAGACACCAAAGAAAAUACUCAGGACAAGUAUGACAAUCUCUGUGCUGACUUUGCUGAGGUCAACCAAAACAUCCUGAAGGUCAGUGAAACUAUCGGAGCCCUGGAGACAGAAGUUACAGCAGAGAUGGACCUUGCUGAGAAAGGAGGAAGCAAGGAUCGGGGCAAACAUGACAACCUCCGCAAAGCUGCGGCUGGGAAACUUACCCAGGCCAAAUCAGACCUUGCAAAACUAGAACUGGACAAGAAACGGAUUCUUGACCUGAUGAAUGACAACGAACCACAUCCAGACCCAGAUGCUGAACAAUAAUCCUUCCACACAGCAUACAUGUUGGUCAGAUAGGUCUACAAUUCAGAUAAAUCGUCUAUAAAUGGCAUCAUUGAUUUAUCUUAUGGUAAUUGUUCAAGAAAAAUAACAUAUGCCUUGAUAUGUGUUCUUGAAAUGAAGUGACUGUCAUAAUUAUGAAAUGUCUACAGAAGAAGAGAAGUCAUGUCGAAUCCUGUGUGAAAUUGUAUAUGUGCAUAUUUAUAUUGGAACAUGAGACUGUGAUAAGCCACUGUGAUAUCUAUGUGUACAUUCUUUAAUGUUAUGUUCAUGUUAAAACUCUGUCAGCAUUAUACGUUUAUAUUUAUAUGAUUAAAUUCAGCCUUGUUUCUGGUGACAAAGACACUUUAGUCGAAUGGUUUAUUGAAUCACUUUGUUUGAAUUUGGUUUCAAUCAUGGCAUCUUUACUUAAAGGUCCAGCAUUACAAUAUAUACAAUACUAGCAGUAGGAUGACAAAUCUGAUAUAUGCAAUCAUUUGUACAAACUUUAAUCUACAUGUUGAUCUGACAGAAUCAAAAAUUAUAUAAUUACCUCAGACUUUGCAUUUUAUACUUUUUUUAAAUGUCAUUAUUAUUAUUAUAAUAUUCGCAGUUUUGUUUGAAAUAUGUGAAAUCCUAAAGUAAUUCCUGCAUAGUGGCACAGGUACUAUCACCUUGAUUAUCAAAGGCUGUCAAAGAUUUCACAUGCUAAUAUGUUUUAUUAUAUGUCUACACAGAUCAUUUAUGUAUUGUUUGUUCUUAAUUUCUACUUUAUUUAUUGUAUCGACUAAUAAACAAUGUAAUGUUAUUUCGUGAAGCAGAACCAGGUGUCUCUGUAUUAGACACCCACUCCGUCCACUUUGUUUUGCUUAUGGGCUGGUUUAUGUCGCCUUUUUUAUUGAGAUGAUCUUUUUGUAAUAAUAAUGUUUACAUAUCAUUUACAGUAUUGAUACAGAUAUAUAAAAAUGUGAAGUAAAA